AACACAGAGGGCAGAAGUUUCUAGAGGAUCUAAUGAGAGAGACGCUCACACAGGUGCCAUGACGCAGCAGCCCCAGGAGGGCUUCAGCAGGAGCAUGGAGGACGCCCAGGAGUGGAUGAAGGCCAUCCAGGAGCGGCUGCAGAUCAAUGACAACACCCAGGGGCCCCGCGCGGCGCUGGAGGCCCGGCUGCGGGAGACAGAGAAAAUCUGCCGGCUGGAGCCCGAGGGCCGCGUGAAGGUGGACCUGGUGCUGCAGGCGGCUGAAGCCCUCCUGGCAUGCUGCCUUGAGGACCAGAAGCCCGAGAUCCUGGCCCAGCUGAGGGACAUCAAGGCCCAGUGGGAGGAGACGGUCACCUAUAUGACUCACUGCCACAGCCGCAUCGAGUGGGUGUGGCUGCACUGGAGCGAGUACCUGCUGGCCCGAGACGAGUUCUACCACUGGUUCCAGAAGAUGACGGUCGCCCUGGAGCCCCCGGCGGAGCUGCAGCUGGGCCUGAAGGAGAAGCAGUGGCAGCUGAGCCACGCCCAGGUGCUGCUGCACAACGUGGACAACCAGGCCGUGCUGCUGGACCGGCUGCUGGAGGAGGCAGCCUCGCUGUUCACCAGGAUCGGGGACCCCAGCGUGGGCGGGGAGGCCCAGAAGAGGAUGAAGGCCGACUACGACGCCGUGAAGGCCAGAGCCCAGGAGCGGGUGGACUUACUGGCCAGCAUUGCCCAGGAGCACGAGCAGUACCAGGCCAGUGUGGACGAGUUCCAGCUGUGGCUGAAGGCAGUGGUGGAGAAGGUUCACAGCUGCCUGGGACGGAACUCCCAGCUGACCACAGAGCUCCGCCUGGCUGCCCUGCAGGACAUCGCUAAGGAUUUCCCCAGGGGUGAAGAGGCUCUGGCGAGGCUGGAGGAGCGGGUGCCGGCCAUCAUUGGGAACACCUCUCCCCUGGGUGCGGAGAGACUCACGGCUGAACUGGAGGAGAUGCGGAUGGUUCUGGAGAAGCUGCGGGUGCUCUGGCAGGAAGAGGAUGGGCGGCUCCAGGGCCUGCUGCGGUCCCAGGGCGCCUGCCAGCAGCGCAUCCGGCAGCUGGAAGCCGAGCUCCGGGAGUUCAGGCAGAGACUUGAGCAGCUGGGCCAGCAGGGCCUGGAGCCCGUGGCGCCCGGGGCCACGGAGGACCAGCUGGUGGCUCACUGGAGGCGCUGCUCGGCCACAAGGGCAGCGCUGGCCUUGGAGGAGCCUCGCGUGGACCGGCUACAGGUCCAGCUGAAGGAGCUGCUCGCCUUCCCUGACCUGCAGUCCUUCUCUGAUCAUGUGGUGGCUGCCAUCCAGGAGUAUCAGAGCAUGAAGACCCUGAGCACCCGGCUCCGCAAUGCCACGGGGGCAGAGCUAUGGCAGCGUUUCCAGCGCCCCCUGCACGAACUGCAGCUGUGGGAGGCCCUGGCCCAGCGGCUCCUGGACGUCACUGCCAGCCUGCCAGACCUGCCCUCCAUUCACACCUUCCUGCCCCAGAUCGAGGCAGCCCUGGUGGAAAGCUCUCGUCUGAAGGAGCAGCUGGCCGCACUGCCGCUGAAGGCAGACCUGCUGGAUAGCGUCUUUGGCCAGGAGAGAGCGCAGGCACUGCUGGAGCAGGUGGCGGGGGCCGUGAGGGACAGGGACCUGCUGCACAACCGCCUUCUGCAGAGAAGGAGCAAGCUGCAGAGUUUGCUUGUCCAGCACAAAGACUUUGGGGCUGCUUUUGAACCCCUGCAGAGGAAGCUCUUGGACCUGCAAGUCAGGAUGGAGGCGGAGAAAGGGCUCCAGAGGGACAUCCCCGGAAAACAGGCCCAGCAUUCACGGUUGCAGGCGCUGCAAGGAGAGAGUAUGGAGCUGGGAGUCCAAAUAGAGGCAGUGAGGCCCCUCAUUCAGGAGAAAUCCAACCACCAGCACCAGCUGGACCAGCUUUGCUCUGACCACCACACCCUGCAGAGGGCCCUGGAGGACCUGGUGGACAGGUGUGGGCAGAGCGUGAGGGAGCACUGUACCUGGAGCCACCGGCUGCUGGAGCUACGACAGUGGAUCGCCAUGGUCACACAGAUGUUGGCGUCAUACCGGACAGAGGCAGGCUCCGGGGAGACCGAGCCCCAAGAGGUGGAGAGGCUGCUGGCGGAGCUCCCGGGCAAGGAGGCCCAGUUGCCGCUGAUGGAGGCCAUGGGCCAGCUGGUGAUGGAGAAGUCUUCUCCAGAGGGCGCGGCUGCGGUCCGGGAGGAGCUCCGGGAGCUGGAGGAGUCCUGGCAGGCCCUGAGGCAGCUGGAGGAGGCAGCACUGAGGAGGAAAUGGCAGCUGCGGAUGACCCCAGUGGAUUCGGACAGGAAGCUGGUUUUCACCAACAACAUCCCUAAGUCUGGCUUCCUCGUCAACCCCGGGGAUGCUAUUCCCAGGCGGCGGCGUGGGGCGGGCCUGCAGGAGGCAAGGGAGGGCGGCUGUGAAGAUUUCUCCAGGCUGUUUGGGAACUUCGAGCAGUGGCUGCAGACGGAAAAUUCCAAGCUGAUCCGAAUUAUCGCGAUGAAAACCACCACAGCCCAGGAUGUGAGGGCCAGAGAGACAAAACUUCAGGAGCUGGAGGUUCGAGUCCCAGAAGGUCAGCAUCUCUUUGAGAACCUUCUUCGCUUGGGUCCAGCAGGGGACCAUUCAGAGGAGCUGGAAGAUCUGCGCUACCGCUGGAUGCUGUACAAGUCCAAGCUCAAGGACUCUGGCCAGCUCCUGACGCAGAGUUCUCCAGGGGGGCCGACUGGAUUCCAGAAGGCCCAGCGAUGGCGGCGGCGGCGUUGGGGCCCCUGCUCCCUGCUGCAGAAGGCGUGCCGCCUGGCGCUCCCGUUGCAGCUCUUGCUCCUGCUCUUGCUGCUGCUCCUUUUCCUGCUCCCAGCUGGGAAGGAGCGGCGCAGCUGUGCCCUGGCCAACAACUUCGCCCGCUCCUUUGCGCUCAUGUUACGCUACGACGGCCCCCCGCCCACCUAGCCCACUGGGGUGCCCAGGUGAGGUACCUUCUGCAGCCUCCAGCGCACCCCAGGCUCCUUUUGGGGCUCCCUGGUGGGAAAACUGGAAACAGGACCGGCUAGAGAGCACAGAUCCACCACGGCUGCGUGGAUGUCUCCGGCAGGUUCCCAGGGCAGACUAUUUAUACAGCAUUCAUCGUCUCUGUCUAUACUAAAUGUAUUCUGUGCGCAACUCGGGCUCUGUGUUCAGGAUCUCGUCGGCUCUGUAUGCAGAGGCUCCUGUUACCAUUUCAUGUAUUAUGUCUAUUUGUAGAUGAGAAAUUUCCCGACUGUGUAUCUCUCCAGGGGGUGUCAUGGCGCCGUGUCAGCUGUCAGCCCAGAACCCAGGGACCAUAAUCCACUUCUUUGGCAACUUCUUACCCAGAAACCUUAGCGCAAAGCCAGAUAUUAGGGAAAGGUGUCUGAGCUGUCAGCCUACAAAGCCCACAGAGCCCAGGGACUCAGUUUACCAACAGUGAGUGCAGACCUGCCAGGCUAGUUUUGUAAAGCUCAAGAGAUUUCAUGCCAUGGAGCAGACACCGAAGUGACCAUCACCAGAGGCCGACACAGUGCUGGACCCGCCCAGCCCACCGGCUGGAGAAGGCCUAUGAAAUGGUUUGGUCCAUCAUGGACGGACACCAGUGCUUCUCGUGAACUUGCCUGGGCUUUCUGUGUCCACUGGCCUGUGUGGAUAAUUUUAUCUGGGCCACAAAUGAUGAUGAUAUAAAUAUCCAGAUGACCCUUGGCAGAAAAGCAGCUUCCCCACCCCCACUAGUGAAGGUGGUUAGACUUGGGUCUAUGUGUUCCUGCAAAAAAGGAAUGAUUUCUUAUUUCCACUCAAAAGGGUGAAACCAACUCAGCCUUGACCCUGGAGAGCCCUGGGAGAUCUGUGUCCCCUUGCCUGCUGGUGGCUUUUUUCUCCAUCCAUGUUGAACUUGAGCUGAGGGCAGAGAGGGGUAUCUGUGGGUCAGGGACCAGGGAUGGAUGCCAAGACAGAGGGGAAGGCCUGGGCCUGGGGGUGGAGCCUGUCUAAGGGAAGGCCGCCUUCCUGUACAGCCCUUAGGCCCACUGGCCAAGAAUGCCCAUACAUACCUACCCUGCAUGGGACCAUAGGGCUGGUGACUCCUGGUUAGGCAGGCCUCUAAGUUGGUGGGAAGUGUUUCUUCCUCUCCAAAGGAUUCUGGGAUAGCUCCUAAGAGCUUUAAAACUCGAUCCUGUUUUUUGUAAACCGACAGUCUUUUUUUUUUUUUAAGCAAAUACUUAAUGCUCACUCUUUGCCCGUGGAUUUUUGUCUGUUGAACUUUGGGUCGGAGCCCUGGGGGUACUGGGUCCUCAGGCCUUGUAUCAGAUCUGGAAAUGUAGUGUUAGAGACCCAGAGGCACUUUAAACAGAGGGAACCUGGGGCCCUCAGAGGGUCCUGCUCAGCGAGGCUAUGGCUCUCAAACGCACACCAAUCCUAGAGCCAGGUGAGGCCAAGGGGCAGCUCUCAUGUUUGGCCCAGUGAGGAGGAAGAGCUGGCAUCAUGGCUCAGAAGAGCCAUGCCAGGGAGCUCCUGGCACUGACAGGAAAAGCACUUCUCUCUGGGUGCUGGGAACCCAACCUUACGUGGCUGUUUUCCUGAAGGAUCCAGGGCUGAGACCUUAGGCUAAGCGCUGGGCCUGGGUGUUCCUUUUCUAUUAUCCCGCGUCACCGGUCAGAAAUAUGAGGCCCAGAGAAGGGGUGUGACUCACCCAUAGGCACACAGCAAGAGGCUGUUUGGCCAGAUCCGAACCUGUGACCUGCUCAGCCCCUUCCCCAGAGCAAAGGCCAGGCUUAGACAGAGCAUUUGUGUGAGGCCCUGGGUUCCACCCUCAGUGCUGAGAAAGAAGAAGGAAGUGUGUGCUGGAGGGGGGAGGGGAGAGCUGUUUAUAUGUCACCUGGUGUCACCUGAGUCGUGGGGUCGCAUUGGGAGAAUCGCAAUAGUUGGGCUGGUGGGUAGGAACGUCUCUAUAUUUUUAAACUUCGUUACUGAUGCCAUAAAAUGUGCUUGUUUGCAUAGCUUUUUUUUAAAGAAAAAAACUGGUGUUUUCGUUACUUUGUAUCAAUAUAGUUAUCAUAGGAUACAAUAGGCCAUUUGCAAGCGUUUUUAAAAUGUAAUCGCUUUUGCUGAGAGUGGGAGCAGGUGGCUGCUGUGUCGCUAACACUUCCAGCAGGAGCCAUGGAGAGGCCGCAGAAGCCCUCGGAUGGGGUAUGCCGUGAAACCUGCGUGUCGCCCCCUUCUAGAGAGAGAGGGUGCUUAGAGUAUCCUGGUGUGUGUGUAUGUGUGUGUGUGUGUGUAGUGAACAAGAGAAUGGGGGAAUGGAGACCCCACCAGAUAACCAUUAGUUACCCCCUUGCUGGUCCUCCCUUCUCCAGAUCAUGACGGCCCCCAGCAUGUACUGAUGCGGUAAGGAUGGGCAGAGGGUGGAGCAGGCAGCAAGGGAGGUCAGGAGACCCCUGUAGGCACCCUGUGGAGGGGCCGAGGUCUGUGGUCGUGAGUGGCACAGUUGUGAAUCUCCAGUGUGCCCGGCCUGGGCAAGAGCUUCAGCAGGGUUUACAGGGUUAUAUUAAAAAGCCAGAGGUGAGUAUGUUUCUGGGACACCAACACCCUCCUGGGCGUGGAGGAAGUGGGAGCUG
This is a messenger RNA of Dipodomys ordii (Ord's kangaroo rat), 5655 nucleotides long. RefSeq names its product spectrin repeat containing, nuclear envelope family member 3 (gene Syne3). NCBI's taxonomy places the organism in Eukaryota, Metazoa, Chordata, Mammalia, Rodentia, Heteromyidae. Bases 59 to 2983 code for a protein of 974 amino acids. The record is from RefSeq and is a predicted model, not a curated record. Gene Ontology annotation, biological process: nuclear migration. Gene Ontology annotation, cellular component: nuclear outer membrane; cytoplasm; meiotic nuclear membrane microtubule tethering complex. Gene Ontology annotation, molecular function: actin filament binding. The transcript is spliced from 18 exons.